AUGAGAAAAUUUAUUGAAAAUAAAUUUGCAAUACUAUUCUACGGACUUCAGGUUAAAAUUAUAUACUUUUUCUUGUUUAUUUCAUUUAACAAGGUAUUGACUAAUGAUAAGCUAAACCUAUUAAGGAAAUGGCUCCCCAGCUGGGCUGAUACAAGUUUUUUUGAGUUGACUAAACUCUAUAUACCUAUAAAAUAUAGAAACAUUCAGAUUUGUGAGUAUAAUAUUUUAACUACCGGAGAUAAAGUAGAUACUGAACCUGAAUGGCUAAAAAUCAAUAGAUUAAACUAUGCAGUAAUCCAUGGCUAUUGCUACUUUCACUUUAGUUGUAAAUCUGCAUGCAACUGCAAAUUUCCUCAUUUUUGGAGAUAUUUGGCAGUAAUUGAAUUAUAUGAAAUAGUAGAGCAAGUAAAAUUAGAAUUUAAUACUAUGUCAUAUUUAAGUACACCAUUUGUAUUAUAUAUGGAUACAGAUAUAAUGUUUACCAAUUAUUCUUUUAAGAUAGAAUAUAUACAUCAAUGUAUUUCAGAUUCUUCACUAUUCUUUGCAGUUGAUGAUAAUUGUAAAAGUUCACUAUAUCCAAUAAAUGUUGGAGUUAUUUUAGCAUCACUGAAUAAUUAUGAUACUAUACUUUUUUGCUAUAGCGUGCUUACAUUACAAAGGAAUCAUUUUAUAUUAAAUCAUACAUCUCAUUGGGGAUCAUCAGGGUUAAAUGAUCAACCAAUUGUUAUGCAACUGUUAAAUGAUACUGGUAGAAUAAAUAUCAAGGUAAUAAACGAGUACUGUAGUACACAAACUUCAACCAGCCAAAAUUUGUUCAAUAUUAAUGUUCCAGUAGAGAAACCAGGGGUUUCUGUAAUACCAUCUCGCUACCUAAAUUCAAUUACUAGAAGUGAAGAUUGGAUUCUAUAUAAAGAUAAAGAGGAACUAAGAACAAUUCAAGGUUGGGAUAAAAAUAGUUGGACUUGUCAUUUUAGUGGUGCAAAUUCAUCUACUAUUCCAUUUUUAAUUUGGAAUAUAUGUAAUGAACUUCAAACUGAGCAGAAAUUCGGAUUUAUUUGCCCAUAUAACUUAAAUAAAAUUUUAACUAUUGAAUAUUUAGAAAUAACUGAAAAAGAUGAAAGGAGACGUUUACAUAUUUUAUCAUAUCCAAAUUAUUUAUUUUUAAGGGAGUCAACUAAAUUUGUAUCCAGUAUUGAAAAUGUAAAAAUAAUGUUUUUAAAACUUUCCUUUGCAUAUUCAGAUAUCUUGAUCAAGUAA
Messenger RNA from Cryptosporidium muris RN66, 1257 nucleotides. RefSeq lists its product as uncharacterized. Lineage: Eukaryota; Apicomplexa; Conoidasida; Eucoccidiorida; Cryptosporidiidae. The record is from RefSeq and is a predicted model, not a curated record. The transcript is spliced from 2 exons. Bases 1 to 1257 code for a protein of 418 amino acids.